Aspergillus aculeatus ATCC 16872 is the source of this 2793-nucleotide messenger RNA. RefSeq names its product putative LON domain serine protease. The coding region runs from base 1 to 2793 and encodes 930 amino acids. Gene Ontology annotation, cellular component: peroxisomal matrix. The record is from RefSeq and is a predicted model, not a curated record. NCBI's taxonomy places the organism in Eukaryota, Fungi, Ascomycota, Eurotiomycetes, Eurotiales, Aspergillaceae. Gene Ontology annotation, molecular function: ATP binding; ATP-dependent peptidase activity; ATP hydrolysis activity. The transcript has 3 exons. Gene Ontology annotation, biological process: protein quality control for misfolded or incompletely synthesized proteins; protein catabolic process; protein targeting to peroxisome.
AUGGGUUCCCACGGCGGCAGAACCACCAAGCUAGCCUUGGUACCGCUCCCCAAAGGCUCCGUCUUACUUCCUGGAGUGACUCUCCGCAUUCCGGUCUCCAACCGACCCGAUAUCGCGAAUCUCCUGACCACCGUGCUGGACCGCUCUCCCGCAGCGAAACGCGAUGGGAGUAUCGUCACCUUCGGAUGCAUUCCUCUCAGCUCCCCGUAUCUCAGCAAAGAUGGCCAGCGGGUCAUCGAUGAUGGGACCCUGGAGGAGGACAAGCGGGAGGAGUACGAGAUGAUUGAUGCGGGACAGGCGCGCAAGGAGGACCUCUUCCGGUAUGGCACCGUGGGCAAGGUGAUCGGCAUUCAACGCCGUGCCUACGCAGAGCCAUCCCUCCUGGUUCAGGGAAUCCAGCGCUUCACCCUCAAACGAGUCCUCAAGGAACGGCCGUUCUUUGAGGCCGAAACCAUCAUCCAUGACGAUAAAGUCAUCAACGACACUGAGACGGUCGACCUGUUUCAACAGCUAAGACAGCUUUCGAAGGAGCUAUUGACUCUUCUGCGACUGUCCUCCCUUCUGCCCUCUGCGGGAACCCGUCUAUCGCCCAUCAUCGCUCGUAAAUUCGAGAUCUUCAUCACCAAGUCUGAUAUUUCCCACGCAGGUAGACUGGCCGACUUCAUGGCCGAUGUUGCCGACUCGGGUUUUGAGGAGAAGCUCCGCAUUCUGGCCUCGUUCGAUGUCCGAGCCAGGCUAGCAGGCGCCAUCGAGAUUCUGAGUCGGCAGGUACAGAACAUCAAGAGCAACGUCAAAGUCACGACCAUCACUACCAAUACAUUCCCCGGGUCUUCAUUUGAUAUCAGCCAGAUCGAUCCGCGCGAGCGGGAGCUGCUGGCCAAACGAGCAAUGGCAGGCCUGACGGGAUUGACGCCGCCGGGGAUGGCAAGCGGCCGGAACAACGACGGCGAUGAGAAAGAAGCGAACGAGGUUGACGAACUCCAACAAAGACUCAAUGAUGCUGAGCUUAGCCCUGAAGCCAGGAAAGUCGCGGAUAAGGAGUUGCGUCGUCUCCGGAAGAUGAACCCUGCGAAUGCAGAGUACGGUGUGUGCAGAAGCUACCUCGAGAAUAUCGCCGACAUUCCCUGGACCAAGGUCACCGAAGAUCAGCUUGGUCCUGAGACUCUGAAGAGAGCUCGCCAGCAAUUAGACGACGACCAUUACGGCCUGGAGAAGAUCAAGAAGCGGCUUCUCGAGUACUUGGCGGUGCUGCGUCUAAAGCAAACCUCUAACAAAGAUGUGCAACGCCAGAUCGAGAGCCUCACCCAGGAAUUGGAUGCUUCCGAUGCGGGCGACAUCGAAAAGGAUGUUCCGACUCUAUCAGAAGCAGACAGGGUUGCUCUUGAGACCAAGCUACACCUGUUGGAGUCCAAGCGCAUUGGCGACAAAUCACCGAUCCUUCUGCUUGCCGGCCCUCCGGGUGUCGGAAAGACGAGUCUGGCACGGUCCGUGGCUGCCUCUUUGGGUCGCAAGUUCCAUCGGAUAUCCCUGGGUGGUGUCCGGGACGAAGCAGAGAUCCGAGGUCAUCGGAGGACCUACGUUGCCGCAAUGCCUGGUUUGAUCGUCAAUGGUUUGAAGAAGGUCGGUGUGGCCAACCCGGUCUUCCUGCUGGAUGAGAUCGAUAAGGUGGGCGGAGCGAACUUCCAGGGCGACCCCUCAGCAGCCAUGCUCGAAGUCUUGGACCCCGAACAGAACCACACCUUCACCGAUCACUACAUCGGCAUCCCAAUUGACCUGAGCAAGAUUCUUUUCAUUGCCACGGCCAACUCGCUAGAGACCAUCCCCGCCCCGCUCCUCGACCGUAUGGAGACAAUACAGUUGUCCGGCUACACGAACAUCGAGAAGCGACACAUUUCCAAGAGACAUCUUAUUCCCAAGCAGGUCCGGGCCAACGGACUCUCUGAGGGCCAAGUCAUCUUAUCGGACGAGGUUCUCGACAAAGUCAUCACGUCGUAUACCAUGGAAUCUGGAGUACGGAACCUGGAGCGUGAAAUCGGCUCGAUCUGCCGGUCCAAGGCGGUGCAGUACGCAGAUGCGGGUGACGCAGGCCGACUGGAAGCGUACAAUCCCGUGGUGAGCCUCGAGGAUCUGGAGGAUAUUCUCGGCAUCGAGCGUUUCUACGAGGAACUGGCGGAGAAGCAUGGCCGGCCCGGCGUGGUCACGGGUCUCGUGGCCUUCUCCACCGGCGGCCAAGGCAGUAUCCUGUUCAUCGAAGUGGCUGAUAUGCCGGGCAACGGCAAUAUCCAGCUGACCGGUAACUUAGGCGGCGUUCUCCGCGAGAGUGUCGAAGUCGCUCUUACCUGGGUCAAAGCCCAUGCCUACGAGCUGGGACUGUCCGCGGAUCCCAACGAGGACAUCAUGAAGAACCGCAGCUUGCACGUGCACUGCCCGUCCGGAGCAGUUCCGAAGGACGGUCCUUCCGCCGGUCUCGCUCACACGAUCGGCCUGAUCUCGCUGUUCAGCGGCAAGCCUGUGCCUCCUAGCCUCGCCAUGACCGGCGAGAUUUCGCUGCGCGGGAAGGUGAUGCCGGUGGGCGGGAUCAAGGAGAAGCUGAUCGGAGCGCUGCGUGCGGGCGUGAAGACCGUCCUUCUGCCGCAACACAACCGGAAGGAUGUGAAGGAUGUACCGCAAGAGGUCAACGAGGGGUUGGAGAUCAUUUACGUCAAACACAUCUGGGAAGCCAUUCGACAGGUGUGGCCCGACGCUCACUGGCCGGGGCAACACCAGGCCAAUUUCAUCGAGAGCCGGCUGUAG